UAACGUUACGUGUGUGCUGUGUCGUCACGUCUUAAAUCAGGAAGAGGAACUGGACUCAGUCGUUAAAGCGAACUUCAUAUUUGUGUGUGGAUCUUCUCUUGCCUUUAAAAACCACGAACUCAAUUACUAUGAAACAUUUAUUACUUCUGCCUCUGCUUGUGUGGGCUGUGUCUUACGCCGACGACGCGAACAAUGGGCAGAAGCCCACUACUACCACUAAACAAUUAACCGCACUCAAGAACACUUCAAACAUCAGCAUCAGUACCGAUGGGUCUGAUAAAAACACCACAAGCAGCGUCAAUAAAAUGGGCUUCGAUCUGGACGGCGCGAUGAUUAACCGGGCACUGUAUGUUCUUAUCGGGAUCACGGCCAUCGGAGUUCUGUAUUUCUUAGUCCGAGCGGUCCGUCUGAAAAAAAAAGGUGUUCAGAGGAAGAAAUACGGGCUCCUUUCAAACCACGACGACACAAUGGAGAUGGCCCACCUGGAAAGCGAUGAGGACGAUAACACUGUUUAUGAAGCCAAAUCUUUGAGAAGAUGAAUCUCUGGGGAUGUGUGAACACUGCCAGAAAAAGAAUGUAAUGAAGACAAUCCCAUUCUCUCCGCCAAAAUGGUUGUUGAAUGAUUUUGUCGUCGUUUUCAACAACCAUGAGAGGACCUGGUCACGACGCUUGGAUGCUUUUGUUCCAAGAAUUAAGUGGAUAUUAAAGUGUGGCUUUAAACUAGAUCGCUACAUUUUGGACUGAUAUGACCAAAUUGAUCUUUUUGGAAAUUUCUUGGAAGGUCGUACUUUUUUUCUUUUCUUUUUUGUGUGGAAAGAAAGUUAGCAGAUGAUCUUCUUUUCUUUCUUUCUGCUACAAAACUGUUUUGUGCCAAAGUUACUUAUGCAUCAUUUUAUUUUGGAGUAUGAAUCUCUUGAGUCAAUGUGUGUUAAUUAAUAUAAAACACACACUAACAGUCCUGAAAGUUGUUUGCUAAUUUAUGAGACCAUUACAUUGUUUGGACUAUGUGAAUUUUUCGUUUUAGAUGUACCAUCAUAUUAUGAAAGAUAUUUUGCUUUUUUAAAUUCUUUCUUUCUUUCUUUCUUUCUUUCUUUCUUUCUUUCUUUCUUUCUUUCUUUCUUUCUUUCUUUCUUUCUUUCU
This is a messenger RNA of Rhinichthys klamathensis goyatoka, 1140 nucleotides long. RefSeq names its product family with sequence similarity 174 member C (gene fam174c). Gene Ontology annotation, cellular component: extracellular region. The record is from RefSeq and is a predicted model, not a curated record. NCBI's taxonomy places the organism in Eukaryota, Metazoa, Chordata, Actinopteri, Cypriniformes, Leuciscidae. Bases 129 to 539 code for a protein of 136 amino acids. The transcript is spliced from 3 exons.